Molecule: messenger RNA, 1868 nt
Organism: Misgurnus anguillicaudatus (oriental weatherfish)
Lineage: Eukaryota; Metazoa; Chordata; Actinopteri; Cypriniformes; Cobitidae
Gene: foxa
Product: forkhead box A sequence
Biological process (GO): anatomical structure morphogenesis; cell differentiation; regulation of transcription by RNA polymerase II
Molecular function (GO): RNA polymerase II cis-regulatory region sequence-specific DNA binding; DNA-binding transcription factor activity, RNA polymerase II-specific
Source: RefSeq, a predicted model, not a curated record
AACUAUUGUAGUGAGACGAUAGUAAAUAUUAUGAUAUUAUAGUUUAAUUGCAAAUAAAACCAAAAAUACCAGACUACCAUAUUUAAACCAUAUUUUACUGUAAAAGAAUCAAACCCUUCUUUUCACUUCCAAUCGUAUUUCAUCCUGAGCCCAAAACAAGGCAGAUGAGGGCAGAACAAAUAUUUUCAGUGAAAUAGUAUAGCUUUGAAAUGGAUGAUCGCUUUAAACCUCUCUCUUUAAUCUGUAUCACGCGUUUAUUUGUGUGUGGUCUGUCGGUAGUUAAUUGAUUGACUCUGUGUGAUUGUGUUGUAUGUCUCGCACUUUGACACUCGUGUAUAACUGACUAUCAGCCCAGCACGGGCUCAUAACCAGAGGGGCGUUUCGGCCUCUGAUACACGAAUGCGGGGUUCCGACUUGAAAGGGUCGAAUUAUUAUGAACGAUGUCCAUCGUGUGAGAAAUAGCAGUCGCGCCCCCAAACAGCCCUCUGUUACACCCUCUGCCAUGAGAUAGAGAAAAGGCGGACGGUUUACUAUGGGUCGGACAGCCUGUCAUUGAGGCCCAGAGGAUUUGCUCCUCCAGAGCAUCACUUCCAGAGUUACGGUCCCCAGACUGAUUCAGCAGCUGGGGGAGACACAAGCAGGCUUGGUAGUCCGGUCGGCAUGCUGCCUCCGCCGAACCCCAAAGGAUACACUGAGGGCGAAUCCAGUGACUCUGAGUUUCCAGCCCUUAAAUCAGUUUACAGGCGGACCUUAAGCCACGCCAAGCCACCUUAUUCCUACAUAUCUCUUAUUUGCAUGGCUAUCCAGCAGUCACCGUCGAAGAGGCUGACUCUGAAUGAGAUCUACGACUGGAUAAGGCAGCUUUUUCCAUAUUAUAGACAGAAUCAACAGCGGUGGCAAAACUCCAUCCGUCACUCCCUCUCGUUCAACGACUGCUUCGUGCGCGUACCGAGAUCUCCAGACUCGCCAGGAAAAGGCUCGUACUGGGCGCUACACCCAGAUUCAGGUAACAUGUUUGAGAACGGAUGCUAUAUGCGUCGCCAAAAACGCUUUAAGUGUCAGAAGUCGACAUCACCGACAACAGGCAAAAAUGCUUUGAAGAAGUCCGACGGAGAAGUUGUGAAAGAGGAAGGGAAGAGAAAGAAGGUGGAAACAAAGUCAUCAGCUUCCAGCAAGUCCCCUGCACCGCCGAUCGACCCCACGCCACUGCAUUCAAGCGUACCACCUUCCUAUCCUGCCCCCAAAGCACCUUCUCCACCUCAUCUUCCUCAGCAUCUAACUCAAUCACACACGCCAUUCCAUCCCCAGCCUACAGAGAUCACAACACACCUGCCUCCUCUAAGUGUACCUUUCCCAACAAUGCCCACCUCCAGCCCAUUGCCCUCUAACUCUAUGGAAAGCAGCUUGCUCAGCGAGGGGGCCAUCCAACACCCCAUCACCGUCCCACGACUUAUGGACUUUCAGUACUGUGAGUCCCCUGUGAGUUAUCCAGUUUACUCAAAUUCCCAUCCUCACAACCUCGGCUAUUUCAGAGGGAGAGAUGAGUCCUCAUACGUUGGAGACUCUAUGUACUACUCUGGAUUUAGUAUGUGUUCGGCCCCUAUUCUGAGUUCCACCUGAUCAACUAAAUGCUGUCAGGAUAUUAUAGGAUGAUAAUUCAAUGAAAGCUUUGCCUGCAUUUAGAUACUUAUAAUUGUUGUAUAUAGUAGUUGUUGAAAGUCCCGUAGCUGGACAAGAAUCUGUUAUAUGAUGCUUAAAGAUUUCUUUCAUUUUAUGCAAAUAUUUUGGAUAAUUUUGAUUUGGAGGUCUUAUAAUAUGUUGUCUUUUUCAAGCUAUAAAUCUUAAGUAAAAUUUUACAUAUCUAAAAA